Messenger RNA from Nilaparvata lugens (brown planthopper), 2340 nucleotides. RefSeq names its product pickpocket protein 28-like. NCBI's taxonomy places the organism in Eukaryota, Metazoa, Arthropoda, Insecta, Hemiptera, Delphacidae. Gene Ontology annotation, cellular component: membrane. The record is from RefSeq and is a predicted model, not a curated record. The transcript has a single exon. The coding region runs from base 287 to 1768 and encodes 493 amino acids. Gene Ontology annotation, biological process: sodium ion transmembrane transport. Gene Ontology annotation, molecular function: ligand-gated sodium channel activity.
UCAAAUUUUAAAAUUAAACGUUCAGAAUUCAUGUCAAACACGAAAAGGGAAUAAACUAUACUCUCAACAGAGCUGAACUACUCUCAUGAUGAGCUUUCAAUUGUAUCCUGCUUGAAAGGUAUCUAAUUCCAGUCGUUUUUCGCGGCUAGUCGUGGUAGCACCAAGUCAAUUUUUUCUUGAAGGAUUCCAUUGAAAUACAGGAUAAAAUUUAAACAUCAAUUCAUAUUACUGUGAGCUUCGAUUAUUUCAUAUUACUGUGUGUUUCAUCUAUCCGUUCAGAUUUAUAAUGUUUCCCAACUGCUUUAAAAAGAACAGGACUCUGAAGUUCUUCUUGAAAAAUAGUUCGUUGCAUGGAAUGAAAUACGUUGGUGAUGAACAGAAGCAUUGGUUUGAAAGACUUGCAUGGUGUAUCUUGAUAGGAGCAUUUGCAGCGUUUUCGAUCAAUACCUUAAAAGACAAAUGGAAUACAUGGGAAGAGACUCCAAUGAUAAUAACGACAGUUAGUAAGCCUUUCCCCAUAUCAUCGCUGCCUGUCCCAGCAAUAACCUACUGUCAAGACUUUCUCAUUUCAACUGAUACACGAAAUGGUAUGAAUAUGACGAAAGAAGAUAAAACCAUUCUUUGUGGUGUAAUGACAAUUGUUCUAGGAUACGGGUUUCAAUCAAAUUUGGACUGUGAUAAUAUUCUCAAUAAUUGGCGUGAAAAUCAAACUCAUGAUGGAAUCGAUGACGAAAGUUUUUACAGAAUGUUUGACAAGCUGGUGAUCACGGACCAGGAAUAUAUAAGCAGUGAUAAAACCCCUUUCAUGCUGGGUAUGCGGUUUGACGAACCUCUCAUUUGUUAUGACAUGUUAACUCAUAAAGGAUUAUGCACCACCUGUAGCUCCUUGCCUCUAUCACAAAUUUACAGGAACGAUACAUUCCUUCAUUCCUUCCAUAAUAAUCCAGAUGAUUACGAAGUGAUAGCGGAUUUCAGUGGAUUUCCAAUUCUUAAUUCAUCCAAAUUUGAUGUUCCCUAUCCAUCAUUUGUAAGGAGACCAAUGAAUGGACUUUUUGUAAAUGAUUGGAACAUCACAAACUUGAAACGAGAUAAUAAUAUCGAGAUUAAUCCUCGAUCACGAUGGUACACGAUUCACAGCCCCUGGGACGUGCCCAACCCAUUCAUGAGGUGGCAUUACAGCAACGACUUUCGCAAUCAUGAGCUGCAGGUGUUCAUAGAACCAGACCAGACACUCAUUGAUGACAAUCUGAUGUUACCUGCUGAAAGUAGUAAGUGUUAUUCGCCCCAAGAAUGGAAACUGAAAUAUUUCAAAUAUUACACUUAUCAAAACUGCAAAAUGGAAUGUUUAACCGAUACGGUUUUGUAUGACUGUGGAUGCGUUCUGUACUACAUGCCUCAUAAUGAGUCGACUCCUAUAUGUUUCGGAGAUCUUAAGUGUGCCGAUGACAUAUUAGACCAAGUAAAUGUGCAAAGGUCUCUGACGUGUGCCUGUUUCGCUGCGUGCAACGAAACUGGUUACAAAUUCGUUUCUCAUGACUCAAUUCCUGACAGAGAUAGUAGCAGAUUGAUUGCUGUUUUUAUUGAUGACAUAUAUUACCCUCAAAUACGUGUAGAAUCUGACACCCUUGAAGGUUUUGUAGAGACUUCUGUGACCUACCUGGACAUGUUCCUUGGCCUCAGCCUGAUUAGCAUUGUUGAAAUUCUGUACUAUUCGAUUUUGAUGCUUCUAGAAUUCUUGAUUGUUGAGAACGUUGGCGAAGCAGAUUGAUUAUUCACAUCUGAAUUUAGGAAAAAAUAGUUUCUUAGUAUUAUCUUAUUGAUUUUUAUUGUCUCUGAUAGUUAUAAUACAUAUUAAAUAAAAACCCAUUCCAAUGAAUUUAGCACCAUAACUAUUGUGUAAUUUACUAUCUAAAAUACAUUUCCAAUUCCCAUAUUCCGUUGAACAAUGUAAAUAAAAAUGAUCCACGAAUUUAUGAAGUAUUGACUAGCGUAUUUAUCGAAAUUAAUUACAUCAUUUUGAUGGUAAUAGUAGUAAUAAAGCUGAAUAAAACUUGUAAACUUGAUAUACCUGUGAUUAUAAACUUCAGGAAUUAUGGGGUAUUUCCCAAGAAUUUCAAUUUCAGUGAAACUUGCACAAAAUAUGCUACCCUACCGUGGGUGAAUGACCUCUCCAACAUUCAGUUUCAGGGUGGUCAUUAAUUUCGAAGCCUUCUCCUCAAUUUUGAGUACCUAUAAUAUUUCUUAGUAGACCUAUUUAGCUUUUCCAGGUAUUAUAGACCAGAGGAAUAGUAGACCAGAGGAUCAGAGAGGACAGGCCCAUUGUUAGAACGCAUUCAUGAA